UGAUAACUGUUGAAUAAUUGCUUUUUUAAUCCUGAAUGUUUUAUCCACAGUUCCCUAUAAAGGCUGAUGUAGUUUUGAAUGUGCAAUACCCAACACUACAGCCACACAUAUAAUGCACCAACCCAUGCCUGUUUAGCCUUUAUUGUACUAUACUGUCAUCAUCAAAGUCACCCCACUGCAGAGAACUGGGGCAGCUAUUUCAAGCAGAACACAACCAUUAAGCAUGUAAAUAUACUGUAAUGUAUCAAUGUAUUAUCUUGUUUUCUAUGUAUGUGAAAUGAUAGUCAGCACAAACUCACAAAAAUGACAGUGUGCAACAUGGCUGCAAUGCUCUCCAGUUUUACUGUUGUGUAUGAAAUGUCUGCCGAGGUCCUGUUGGUAUUUGAGGCUGCUGGCUGGUCAUGUGUAUGGUCCCUGCUCUGGUAGGUAACAUGUUUCCCCUUUACAAUACCAGUAGUUGAACAGAGAAUGAAGGUUCUUAACAUAAUGUCUCCCCAGCUCAAGUUAGUAGUUUCCUGGUGAGUUGACCCUUCCUGGAGUGACAGAUGAACUCAGAGACAGAGGCAGGAUAUGUUUUUGACCAACCAGAAGAGGACGUGGUCACACAGUAUAUGAUUGAACAGAGCCUUCUGAAAUACAACAAGCACAAAGGCUCACUCCCUAAUGAUCCUGCAGGCCCUGAAGGUGAUCCUGAUGAGGUCUUUACAGUGAUAAAGGAAGGUAAUGAGGAUGCCCUAAUAAGGCUAGCUGAGCAACCAGGAGCCAUGUCCAGAGUAGACGACAGAGGAUGGAUCCCGUUACAUGAGGCCGCAGUGCAGGAGAAGAAAAGUAUACUGGAGAUCGUCUUCUCAGCUUCCCCCCAGGGCGCAGAGCAGUGCCGGACUCUGAAAGGAGAGACACCUCUCUUCCUGGCUGUAGUGUGCGGCCUGAGGGAAAAUGCUACGUUCCUGCUUCAGAACGGAUGCUGUCCAGACCUCCAGAACGAUGACGAGGAAUCUCCACUUGUGGCAGCUAUAGUAAAUGACCAAUAUGAUUGUGCCUCGCUCCUGCUUCGCUGCAAUGCCAAGGUGGACCAAACAGGAGAUCUGGAGCGGACUGCCCUCCAUGAGGCAUCCCUCCUGGGUCUGGACAAUUUUGUUAACCUGCUACUGCAUUCCGGAGCCGACCCAAACGCAAGGGAUGUUGACAAGCUGACCCCACUGGCACUGGCUGCAGAGACAGGGCACCUUAACGUAGUGGAUGUCCUGCUACAGAAAGGAGCCAGCGUGCAGUCUCAGACAGAGGGCUCUGUGCUGUUUGAGGCGGUUGCAUCAGGUAAUCCUGACAUCAUCUCUCUGCUGCUGGACUAUGGGGCAGAGCCCGACAUGCCCAACCACAGUGGGCACCUACCCAUCCACCGUGCUGCAUACCAUGGGCAUCUGUUGGUGUUGGAACGGUUGAUCUCAGCAACAAAGAUGGAGGCAGUGAAGAAGAGUGGUAUGAGUCCCCUCCACUCUGCUGCUGCUGGGGGACACACCCAGUGCCUGGAGGUCCUUCUCAAUGCAGGCUACGACCCCAACUUCAUGCUGCACCCACGCGUGCGCAAUAAAUACGAUGACGAACGCAGGUCGGCUCUCUACUUUGCUGUAUCGAACAACGAUGUCCAGUCCACCCGUCUGCUGCUGGAGGCUGAGGCCAUGGUCAACCAGGACCCUGUCAACUGUCUACAGGUGGCUCUGCGGCUGGGCAACUAUGAGCUUAUAAACACUCUGCUGAGGUACGGUGCUAACGCCAGCUACUAUUCUCGUGUCAACACAACACACUUCCCAUCAGCACUGCAGUAUGCGCUGAAAGAUGAGGUCAUGCUGAGGAUGCUUCUCAACCAUGGAUACGAUGUACAGCGCUGCUUUGACUGUCCCUAUGGAGACAGUUCCCAUGACUACGCACCCUGGACGACCUCGUUCACCAAAGACAUGGUGUUCUGUGAGGUGAUAACAGUCAAGUGGCUGAAACACAUCUCGGCACAGGUAGUGCGCAUCAUGCUAGACUACACAGACCACGUCACCCUCUGUGUCAAACUCAAGGAAUGCCUGAAGACACAGAAACAGUGGCCUGAGAUAUGCUAUAUCCAAGAGAAUGUGCGCAGCCUGAAGCACCUGUGUCGGCUGCGUAUCCGGGACUGCCUGAGCCGUCUGCAUCUGCGAUCCCCAGCCUUCAUCAGCUUCAUGCCUCUCCCCACCAGGCUUAAGGACUACCUCCGAUACAGAGAGUAUGACAUCUACAGCAGGGGCAGCCCUGAUUGAUCAUAACAUAAUGGCACUCUCUAAGAAAGUUCCAGUUCCUUAUCAGUUUGUCUGGACCUUGUUUACUUUUGUAAGUGUGUGCCUCUUUAGUUCCUACUCGAGGAUCAACAAACAAGCAAUAUUCUCUCCCUUUUUUCCUACUCUGAAUGCAUGUCAUGUCAUAGGCAGCACAAUGUGUGUUGCUCCUAGGUUGAGCAUUUUGGGUCACUGAACCAACUUUGAUAAGCUUGUUUGGUUAAAAUUAUAUUUUUGUAUAAUUAUUGAAUUUGUAAGGAAUGACACACUUAGGGAUUAUGUGUAAUGUCCUAUUUUUAUCUGUGAUCUAUAAUAAUUGUAUUUUGUCAUUAAACAUUUGAACAGAAGUCUUA
This is a messenger RNA of Oncorhynchus kisutch (coho salmon), 2650 nucleotides long. RefSeq names its product ankyrin repeat and SOCS box containing 14b (gene asb14b). The transcript has 10 exons. Bases 546 to 2282 code for a protein of 578 amino acids. Gene Ontology annotation, cellular component: cytoplasm. Gene Ontology annotation, molecular function: protein binding. Gene Ontology annotation, biological process: intracellular signal transduction. The record is from RefSeq and is a predicted model, not a curated record. Lineage: Eukaryota; Metazoa; Chordata; Actinopteri; Salmoniformes; Salmonidae.